AUGGCACACUACAAAGACGAAUACCCGCUGACCUAUGUACGACUCGAUGAUGACCUUGACUCGCCCCAGCAUCAGACUGGAAAGUCAAGACCAUUGUCCUCGGCAGAGCAGCAGGCCGUCUUGCAGUCCCAGUCAAUAUUCUGGGGUUCCAGCUGGACCCUGGAAAUUAUUGCUUGUCUCAUGUCAGUCAUUUUCUUGGCUGCCAUCAUUGUCGUACUGUACAUGUACGAUGGGAAAUCAAUGCCGGAUUGGCCCUAUGGCAUCACGCUGAACGCGCUGGUCUCCGUCUUGUCGACUGUGAUGAAAGCGUCCAUGGUUUUCAUUAUCACCGAGGGAUUGUCGCAGCUCAAAUGGUCAUGGUUCAGCAAAGGAAACAAGCUCAGUGACUUGGCGCUACUAGACGCCGCUAGUCGUGGGCCCGCAGGAGCUUUUGUUGCUCUCUUUCGUUUUGUUCCUCGUCAUCUAGUCACAUUCGGAUGUCUGGUUCUGGUUAUAGCGGCCGCAACCGAUCCCUUUGUCCAACAAGUGUUGGGAAUCAAAGAGAGAUCAAUCCAUGCUCCUGGAAAAUCAUCAGUGCAGAUAUGUGACUCAAAUCUAUACACUGACUACGAUGAAGGCGAAGGGCCGGGAUUGAACAAAGUCCCUCUAUCAACCUUGGGCGCCAUCUACUCCGGCAUCUUCCAAGAGCAAAGCCCGAACAGCAAGAACACCUUAGUGGACUGCGCCACGGGCAACUGCACAUUUACACCAUACCAAUCGCUGGGUUUCUGCAGUCGUUGCGCCAACAUCACCAGCUCUCUGAAAAAGAAGAAGCAAGCAGGAACUGUCUCCUACAUGUCUGCAUACAACUACACUUUAUCCAAUGGGUUCUACUUCCACACAGCCACCAACAUGAAUUAUCUCAUGAAUGCAACGACCAAUAAGCCCCUCGUCGAAUUGGACACGAAAGGCCUGGCCACCAUCGUCAACUUCACAGCCAUCGCCUCCGAGGGAUACGGAAUGGAACCCCAAGUCAGCGCAACAGAAUGCGCGUUAUACUACUGCGUCGACACGUUCAAAACAUCCGUCAACGGAGGAAAAUUCACCGAAACGAUCACAUCGAACGUCGCCACCUCGAACUAUUCAUCUUCCUAUGAUGCAUUUGGGAAAAACAUCGCAAUAACCCCAGAAACCUGCUACUUUAACGGAACACGACUCAACAACACCAACAGCCCCAAUUGCACAUACAACGUGAACUGGCUCAGUUCUCUAGCAAUGUCAAAUUCCCUCUCCCCUCUUCUGAAAGGGUCAGGCUCGCGAUUCGUCAGCAACAGACCAUCUUGGUCAUCCGACACAGCGGAAGCAUUAUACGGCUAUUACGGAAACUACACAGAGAUUAACUCUGUCUUCGAGACCCUCGCAUCAUCAUUGACAAACCAUGCCCGAUCGAAGGUCUGUCAUGGGACCAAGAAUGGGAUAGCCUGGACAACGCAGUCAUUUGUCCAAGUGAGGUGGCUAUGGAUGAUUCUACCAUGCGCGCUCGUGGCACUGAGCAUGGUAUUUUUGAUUGUUGUUGUUUUCCAUACUCGAAGGCAGUACAUUUGGAAGUCAUCGCCGUUGGCGUUGCUUUUCUCUGACUUGCGGGUUGAUGGGUCUGGAAAUUUCAAACGUGAUCCGACUUUGAAGGGAAUGGAGAGCACUUCAAAGAAGAUGGAUGUCUUCCUUGAGAGCUCGCACGAUGGGCCUAGACUCAAGGCUGUUGCUACGUCGUGA
Molecule: messenger RNA, 1752 nt
Organism: Penicillium brevicompactum
Lineage: Eukaryota; Fungi; Ascomycota; Eurotiomycetes; Eurotiales; Aspergillaceae
Product: DUF3176 domain-containing protein
Exons: 2
Coding region: 1-1752 (583 amino acids)
Source: RefSeq, a predicted model, not a curated record